Molecule: messenger RNA, 2283 nt
Organism: Helicoverpa armigera (cotton bollworm)
Lineage: Eukaryota; Metazoa; Arthropoda; Insecta; Lepidoptera; Noctuidae
Gene: UGT48C1
Product: UDP-glucosyltransferase 2
Exons: 8
Coding region: 559-2127 (522 amino acids)
Molecular function (GO): UDP-glycosyltransferase activity
Source: RefSeq, a predicted model, not a curated record
UCAGUAGUGAUUCAGGCUACACAGUUAUCGUUGGCCGUAGAUAACUUGGCCGCGUGUUAUCUCCGCGUAACUCGACCACAAUAUGGGUGUUCCAUUGUGUGGGUCAUAAGAUUUAGACAAAGAAAGAGACUCACUAUGAAUUCUUAAUACUUACCGACAGCCAAAAUAAAAAUGCAAUAAGGAAAAUCUUUACACCUGAGUCAUUGUCGAAUUAUUUGCAUUUCUUAUCGAUUACACAAUCAAGGAAUUGAUAGUGUUGACUUAAGUUAUCAGCAUGAAUACAAAAUAAAUACCUACUUUUAGUAUUGUGUUUGCUGUAAAGCAAGUGAGUCACGUGAUAAGAUAAGCCAUAGAUACACACAGCUCGUGCAGCUCAGCUGAGGUGUCCACCGCCAGUACUCAGCUGUUAUCAGGCACGCAACCACACCACUGACACACAUUACGUCAAGUUCCGAAUACCUUAUAAUCCAGUAGUUAUAGUGUCAAAACGAUAAAACUCUGCAUACUAAAGUUUAGCUCGAUGACAAAGGGUCUGUGCCAAAGCUGCUUUUAUAAGACAUGAAGUGGUUCACCCCCGCGGUAGUGUUGUGUGCGCUGGCGCAGCUGUGCGCAUGCGCGCGGGUGCUGGUCGUGUUCCCCGUGGCCAGCCGCAGUCACACGCUGCUCGGAGACCACCUCGUCAACACUCUGCUCCAUGGAGGACAUAAUGUGACGUACAUAACGACAUUUACUAGAGUGAAGGCUGCGGAGCGGCUCGCGGUGCUCGACAUUAGCUCUGUCACCGAACAUGACACGGAACAGGACAGCGUCUCCUGGGUGUCCGAGCUGCCGUGGCUGCAGUCCCCGCGCGUGCUGCAGGCGGGCGCGCGCACAGCACAGCGCGCGCUGCGGCACCCGCGCGUGCAGGCGCUGCUGGCCGACCCCGCGCACCAGUACGACCUCGUGCUCGCCGAGUGGUACUACAGCGGACUGCUGGCGCCGCUAGCCGCUGUGUUCGAGUGUCCGCUGGUGUGGUACAGCGCGGUGGACGCGUGCUGGCUGAACGUGCAGCUGGUGCACGAGCCCACCAGCCCCACGUACUUCGUGGACCCCAUGGCCCGCUCCCUGCCCGCCAUGCCGCCCAGCGUGCCCGACCGCCUGUACAGGAUCGCGAGACAGGCGUAUCUCUCCACCUGGGUAUACUACAUGACGCAGUACGUGGAGGCCCCCGCGUACUACGAGGUGUACCAGCCGGCUAUGGAGCGGCGCGGGCGCUCGCCGCCGCCGUACGAGGAGGCGGUGCGCGGCGGCGCGCUGCUGCUGCUCAACUCGCAGCCGCUGCUGGGCCAGGCCGCGCCGCUGCCGCACAGCGCCAAGUACGUCGGCACUCAUCAUCUAGAAGGAGCCCAGCUUGCGCUGCCUAAGAAGUUACAAGCUAUAGUGGAGGAUGCUCAGCACGGCGUGAUCUACGUGAACCUGGGCGGGGCAGUGAGCGAGCAGCUGCCGCCGGAGACGACGCAGGAGCUGCUGCGCGUGUUCCGGCAGCUGGAGCAGACCGUGGUGUGGCGCCACCGCGGGCAGCUCCCCCACGUGCCCGGGAAUGUGCACCUGCUGGAGCGAGUGCCGCAUCUCGCUCUGCUCAGUCACCCAAAGACCGUAAUGCUGAUCAGUCAUGGCGGCUUCCUGGCGUACAUGGAGGCGAUGUACCACGGCGUGCCACUCAUCGGGCUGCCUCUCAAGGAAGACCAGUUCCUCACCAUGGAUCUGGUGGUGUCCAGGGGGCGAGGACUCCGGGUGCCGCUCUCCGACAUGAUCGGGUACCGGCUCAAGGAGGCGGUCAAUGAAAUACUCAGUAAUUACAGCUACCGAGGCAACGUGAAGGCGGUGUCGCAAAUACUGCAGAGGCCGCUGGUGCCCGCGAGCCAGGAGCUGCUGUACUGGGUGGAGCUGGUGGUGCGCAGCGAGGGCGCGCCGCACCUGCGCUCGCCCGCGCUGCGCCUCACGCUGCCCGAGCGCUGCCACCUCGACGUGGCCGCUGUGCUCGCCAUGCUGGCCUGGUUCCUCACCAAGGUGGCCAAACUCCUGAAGGUGUACUGGGAUGAUUACGGCACGGAUUGUGACGACCUCAUCGACAAGAAGAAUGAAUAAGUAGUGUUUCUUAGAAAUGUGUGUGUGAAGUGUCGAUAGGGGGUUACUUGCGGUGCUUUAACAUGACACUAAAGAUAACCACGCAAUAUUGAGCGACAGAUUUCGACGUAAUGUUCCAACUUAUCAUAUGUAGACUUAAUAAAUUAUUGUUUUGUA